AUUCCAUGUGAUUUUCGUUUUGGACCAAAAACGUAUUUCGACUGUUAUUUUGGUCACUAAAAAGGAAACAAUAAAGAGAAAGAAAAACCGAAAAUAAAAGCAAAAUAAAACAUCACCAAUCAUUAGCAGAAAAUUAAGAAGAAGAAGAAGAAGAAGAAGAAGCAAGAAGGAACACAGCAAUGAAGAACAACCACAGCGACCACAGCGGUUGGAGUGUUGAUUCGAGAUUUAACCAAACUCUCAAAAAUGUCCAAGGGCUGCUUAAAGGACGCAGUAUUCCUGGUAAAGUAUUAUUGACCAGAAAAACAGAUCCGCCGGAGGACCCAAGUUUGCAAGAAAGAUCUCCUAGUUUUGGGAGGAGCUUCUCAGAAAAUGAUGCUGGUACAAGUGAUCGAAUGGACAUGUCGAGGGAGGCAGAAGCCCGGAGUACGGGCAAGCUUAAUAUUAGCGCAGCUACAAACAAGCUGAAACCAUCAAUGUCCAAUAUUGAGACCAAACCCAAAGACAGUCAGAAAUCCCCUAUGGGUGCUAGAGCUACAGAUUCUGCAAGAAUUAUGAAAUUCACUAAGGAGCUAUCGGGAACAACAGUAAUAUUAGAGAGAUUGCGGGAGUUAGCUUGGAGUGGUGUCCCACCAUACAUGCGCCCCAAUGUUUGGAGGCUUCUCUUGGGAUAUGCACCGCCUAAUUCAGAUAGAAGGGAGGGGGUUUUGAGAAGGAAGCGGCUCGAGUAUCUUGAUUGUGUUGAUCAAUUUUAUGACAUUCCAGAUACAGAACGUUCAGAUGACGAGAUCAAUAUGCUUCGCCAGAUUUCUGUUGAUUGUCCAAGAACAGUACCUGAUGUGACUUUCUUUCAGCAAGCACAAGUUCAGAAAUCCUUGGAGCGCAUUCUUUAUACAUGGGCAAUUCGGCAUCCUGCAAGUGGAUAUGUUCAGGGAAUAAAUGAUCUUGCUACACCCUUCCUGGUUGUUUUCUUGUCAGAACACUUGGAAGGAGACAUCGAGAAUUGGUCCAUAUCUGAUCUAUCUCAAGAUAAAAUCUCUAACAUAGAGGCUGAUUGUUAUGGGUGCCUAUCAAAGUUACUAGAUGGCAUGCAAGACCAUUACACAUUUGCUCAACCAGGAAUACAGAGACUUGUGUUUAAGUUGAAGGAACUGGUUAGGCGGAUCGAUGAACCUGUUUCAAGGCACAUGGAAGAGCAAGGGCUUGAAUUUCUUCAAUUUGCUUUUCGCUGGUUCAACUGUCUUUUAAUACGCGAGAUCCCUUUUCAUCUUGUUACCCGCCUGUGGGACACAUACCUUGCCGAAGGAGAUGCAUUGCCAGAUUUCCUUGUGUACAUAUAUGCCAGUUUUCUUUUAACGUGGUCAGAUAAGCUUCAGAAACUUGAUUUUCAAGAGAUGGUGAUGUUUCUUCAACACCUUCCAACUCAGAACUGGACACACCAAGAACUAGAGAUGGUACUUUCUAGAGCAUAUAUGUGGCACAGCAUGUUCAACAGCUCCCCAAGCCACUUAGCUAGCUAGAGAGAAACUAAAUUGACAGUGUCAUUUCAUUUUCCUCUGCGAUAACUAUCUGUUUUUAUUUUUUGGGGUUCCUUGAAGCAGCUGCUUUAUCCCAUUUUUGUAGAGGUGAUCAACCAUUGUUGUCAUACGUGUUGUGGCUUGUAAUAUUUUCGUAUACCAUUGAGUGAAGAAAAACCGAAUAACUUUUGUGUAACAAUUUUUGGAGUUAAUGAAUGGGAGUUAAGAGCAUGUAACAAUA
Messenger RNA from Ricinus communis (castor bean), 1758 nucleotides. Its product is annotated as TBC1 domain family member 22B. Bases 180 to 1520 code for a protein of 446 amino acids. Gene Ontology annotation, biological process: activation of GTPase activity. The record is from RefSeq and is a predicted model, not a curated record. Gene Ontology annotation, molecular function: GTPase activator activity. NCBI's taxonomy places the organism in Eukaryota, Viridiplantae, Streptophyta, Magnoliopsida, Malpighiales, Euphorbiaceae. The transcript has 10 exons.